This is a messenger RNA of Histoplasma capsulatum G186AR, 1158 nucleotides long. Its product is annotated as sulphydryl oxidase Sox. NCBI's taxonomy places the organism in Eukaryota, Fungi, Ascomycota, Eurotiomycetes, Onygenales, Ajellomycetaceae. Gene Ontology annotation, molecular function: oxidoreductase activity. The record is from RefSeq and is a predicted model, not a curated record. The transcript is spliced from 4 exons. Bases 1 to 1158 code for a protein of 385 amino acids.
AUGGCUACCAUCCGAUCGUUUGGAUCGUUAUUGAUUCUUUUAUGCGUUCUGACACUUGCCGCCGCGACCAGUAUUCCCCUCGUGGAUUACGAUGUCAUCAUCGUCGGCGGGGGUCCCGCUGGCCUCAGCGCGCUGAGCAGCCUAUCCCGUGUCCGGAGAACGGCAUUGAUGAUUGACUCUGGGAAAUACCGCAACCUGUUGACGAGACGGGUACACGAUGUCAUAGGAAAUGAUGGGGUUGUUCCGUCGUUCUUUCGUCACAAAGCGCGCGAACUCAUUAAGAGAUAUCCAACGCCAGAAAUGAAAAAUGGGACCGUUUUGGAGAUUAUUUCCGUGCAAAAUUCCAGUGACGAACUGCCACAUUUUAAGGUAGAGAUCGAUCUGGGCAGUGAAGGGAAGCCUUCCCUGGUCACUAAAACGGCACGAAAAAUAAUCCUUGCCACAGGCAUAGAGGACAUUCUCCCAGAUACCCCUGGUAUAAGCGAAGCUUGGAGCCGGGGGAUUUAUUGGUGCCCCUGGUGUGACGGGUUUGAGCACCGCGACCAGCCCCUGGGUAUGCUAGGCGAUGUGGCAAACAUCUUCGAUAAUGUAAUGCAUAUCGCAACGAUAAACCAUGAUGUGAUUGCUUUCACGAACGGCACCCAGUUUCCAGCAAAUGAGGCCGAUGAGCUCGAAAGAUUUUAUGGCAUCAAACACAACUACUCCCCGAUCAAAAACAUCACCCGUGCCCAAGACGGUGCGGAUCAUUUCGAUGCUGGGAUCCAUUUCGAAGGUGACGCUCUACCUGUGAAUCGGUCUGCAUUCUUCACGGCCUUCGCCUCCAAGCAACGCUCUGAUCUACCAUACAAACUGGGGUUGAAAAUGGUGAAUGGGAAGAUUGACAAUAAUUUCAAGGGAAUGGCCACCAGCAUGUUGGGAGUAUAUGCGGUCGGGGACUGUAAUAACGACGACAGCACCAAUGUUGUACACGCAAUGUUUAGCGGGAAGCGAGCCGCAAUUGAAAUACAUCUUCUCUUGGAACGUGAAAAUGCGACAGCUAUGGGCAUGAGUUUGGGCCAGCGAUCUCAACCCCUGACCAUCCGCGAACUCGAGGAGCGAGCUGAUGGGGAAAUUGGAAACGAGUUGGAAAGUUUGUGGCAGGCUAGAACCGGAUACUGA